This is a messenger RNA of Hemiscyllium ocellatum (epaulette shark), 2133 nucleotides long. Its product is annotated as zinc-binding protein A33-like. The transcript is spliced from 6 exons. The record is from RefSeq and is a predicted model, not a curated record. Gene Ontology annotation, molecular function: zinc ion binding; protein binding. NCBI's taxonomy places the organism in Eukaryota, Metazoa, Chordata, Chondrichthyes, Orectolobiformes, Hemiscylliidae. The coding region runs from base 73 to 1344 and encodes 423 amino acids.
UAAAAGAGUGUUUGACUUUCCAGUGGGGACCAUUUCACUUGGUGCUCAGUGGAGCCAGAGCAAUCCUUUGAGAUGGCCAACAUAUGGGAGAAGCUAAAAAGUGAACAACGGAAGGAGCUGUGCAGUGUCCACAAGGAGAAGGUGAAGCUAUUUUGUAAAACUGACAAUCAGCCCAUGUGUGUUGUUUGUCAAAGUUCAAAAAGCCACCAAAGCCAUGAGCUGCUGCCUCUGGAAGAAGCGACUGAAGAAUUUAAGGAGGAACUUCGAAGCUUACUGAAACCGGUCCAGGACAAGAAGAAAGAAUGUGAUGCUGUAAGAAACGACUAUAAGAGGACGUUAAGCCACAUUCAGGAUCAAGGUGUAAAGACAGAGAAACAGAUUAAAGCUGAAUUUGAAAAACUUCACCGGUUUCUCCGUGAGGAAGAGAGGAUUGUGUUGAAAGAUCUGAAACUAGAGAAAGAGGAAAAAUGUCGGGAGAUGAAGGAAAGGAUUGAGGAGAUUACAAAAGAAAUCUCAUCCCUUUCAGUCACUGUUCAGGAUAUUGAACAAGAGCUGAGGGAACAGGACAGCAUUAAGUUCUUAACGAAAAUUCUGGAAUCAAAGGAAAGAGUGAAGCAAACUCUCCCAGAGCCACAGAAGGUUUACCCUUUAAUAAAUGUGGGCAAGUACAUCGGCUCCCUGCAGUACAGAGUGUGGAAAAAGAUGCUGACAGUGAUUAAUACAGCUCCAAUCACCUUGGACUCUAACACAGCCCAUCCUGAUCUUCUCCUGUCUGAGGACCUGAGCACCGUCAGUUGUAAUGGGAAACAACAACAGCUUCCUAGAAAUCCAGAGAGAUUUGUUCGGAACGUCCAGGUCCUGGCAUUGGAGGGAUUUACAUCAGGGAAACAUUCCUGGGAGGUGGAGGUGGGGAACCAGACAGAGUGGACAGUGGGAGUAGUCAAUGAGUCCAUCAACAGGAAGGAGGCCUUCAGUUUAAUUCCAGGAAAUGGAUACUGGUCUGUGAAGCUGAGAGAUGGGAAUAAAAACAGGGCUGGUGACACAUCGUCAAAACGCUCAGAGCCUAGUGUUAACAUAAAAAAAAUCCGCGUCUGUCUAGACUAUGAGGGAGGGAAGGUGUCCUUUUAUAACUCAGAGAACAAGACCCACAUUUAUACUUUCACUGGGAUAUUCACUGAGAAACUCUAUCCCUUCUUCAGCUCUUCACUCAUGGAUGGGAGUAAAAACACAGACCCCUUGACAAUCUGUCCACGGAGAAUAACAAUCCAGGAGGAUGAGGGCUUUGUCCCUAUUCUCAAACAGAACAGUUGCAAAGAAGCCCCCAAAAUACCAAAACAUCAUUGAUAAAUACCCAGAAAGUCUGGGGAAACCUUUUGCAAUUUUCAAAAAGGGAUUGGAUAAAUGCUUGAAGGUGAACCAUUUUCCAGGGCUGAGGGGAUAGAGAAGGGAAGUGGGACUAAUUGGAUAGAUCUUUCACAGAGAUUUGAUGGGUCAUAUGGCCUCCUCCACAACAGGAUUCCACGAAUGGAUAAUCUCAAUUUUGAAUUAUCCUCACAUGAUACUUUAAUUUCCAAAACAUUUUAUCUUAGAACAACUAGUCAGUUCCUGGAUUCUGCGUCAAGGGGAUGCACUUGGUGUUAAUUAACACAGGGGAUCAUAAGAAUAAGAGCAGGCCAUUGGUACAAUCCUGCUCAAUUGUGUCAGCAAAUUUGGAUAUUUGACUUUUAAUUCCAUUAUCAAUGUCAUUGAUGAGUAUUGUAAAUAAUUGAAGCCCCACCAUAGAUCCCUGGGAGACACCACUAGUCAUGUGCUGCCAAUGUGGGCACUUACUCAUUAUUCCAACUCUUUGCCACUCAACCGUUAUUCUUUCCAUGUCAGUAAUUUGCCUUCAGUUUCACCUCAGCCUACAACCUGUUGUGUGGGAUUUUAUCAAAAGCCCUCUGGAGGUUCACACAAACCACAUCCAUCGACUGACAUCUGUCCAGCACAUUUGUCAGCUCUUCCAAAAAAAAUCUUCAAGUGUUAGUUAGUCAAACUGGAGACUGCAUGGGAAUGAAGAAAGAGUGUUGGGGUCAGACAAACCAGUCUAACAAGACCCAUGAUUCACUGUCAAGCUGUUGGGGGGGUAGGGGG